This is a messenger RNA of Cuscuta campestris, 1217 nucleotides long. Lineage: Eukaryota; Viridiplantae; Streptophyta; Magnoliopsida; Solanales; Convolvulaceae. The record is from the annotation of a GenBank genome assembly.
GUACUAUAUAUGGUUUGAUCAAAUUCCUUCUAAAAACAACAUCCAUAGGAUUCUUGAAUUUCUUUAGAGUACAAAAAAUAGCACUACUUGUUUUUUUUUUGACAAAAAAAUAGCACUUAUUAUAUAGUUUCAGACAUUCCAUGAGUUUGAGCUUUUGGUUAAAUUGGUUCUUUACCAAAAGCAUCCAGCGUUACAUUACAACAAGCUAGCUAGCUAGAGAGAUUUAUUUAAAAGCACGCGCGCGGGAGAAAUGCAGAUCGGAUGUGGAAGUAGCAGUAGUUAUGAUGAUGUUGGCACUCGUUACGAGAAAAUCAAGAAUGGGUCUUGGCUAGGCCAGUUUGGGGAUGUAUGCAAUCCAUGGAUGGCUAGAUAUGCCUAUGGGUUGCUCUUUCUUCUUGCAAAUUUACUCGCUUGGGCUGUUCGUGACUAUGGCACUAGCUUUUUCAAAGCAAGCAAAAGGCUAAAUGAAUGCAACGGUGGAAAAGAGUGUUUGGGUACGGACGGAGUUCUUAGAGUCAGCUUGGGAUGUUGUAUAUUCUACUUGAUAAUGGAUGAUGGGUGCCCUACUUGUGUUUCCAUUCUUUCUUCCUAUCAAGUUUCUUUCCAUCUACGGGUGUUUUUAGUGAUCCAGCUGAUAAGCAUAAACGGGCUCAUAAACAGAUUAAGCAAAUGGUGCGAAUCGAAAGACAGAAUCUGCCUAGUGGUGAUGUUUAAAACAAUUCCCCACACAUUAUUCAUCAUGGGUAUCAUCUUCUUCUACAUAUGGUUUGUGCCACGCCGGUCCUGCGCCAUUAACAUCUUCUUCAUCACUGCAACUCUCAUUCUCCACCUCCUCAACACAGCCGUCGCCCUCUUCCUCAUCAAGGCCAAUGCAACUUCUUCUUCUUCCUCUUUGACUUCUGGUUUCAUGGGACUUUAUCUUCUCUUCCUCUGCUGGACUGCACUUAAAAGGUCAGCUUUUCUCUAUGUCAUGUAGGUUAUAUGAAAAAAAUGAAUUUAUCUAAAUAGUACUAAAACAUAGUAAGUUUCCAAAUGUAGUAUUAUAUGUUUUUAUUUCUCAAUGUAGUAACACUGGUCAUUGUCCACUGGUCAUUGUUUAAGUAAAUGUCCACCAUCACUGAACAUUGUUCAAACUAAAUGUCCAUCAUCACUGGACAUUAUCUUCGCCACCAUGCAUUAUUUAAGUACUAUUUAAGGAAUAAAAAAGUUCAAGUACU